UGCACGCAUACCCGGCUUGUGCACGGCACUCGGCCCCACUCCCGUGCUGCACCCCCACCGUGUCGUGAGCGCAGCUCUCUGUUUCACCUUUGUUUCCCUGUAAGAGCUCAUUUCCGACACAGGAGCCCCGGUAGAGGGGAGGCUUUCCCAGCGUGUCGGAGGAGGGCUCCCUCCUCCCUGUUUCCUGCAGGUGACGGGCAGAGGGAAUCUACAGGCUGGGCUGGGUCGUCCUGCAGGUCAGGCUCUAGAACAGUCCCAGCAAGGGCUCACCUCUGCCUGCCUCUGGAUUUUCCACUGCGGGGCAAACCAAGACCACGCCUUGGAGACCUGACUGGGGUCUCUCACUUUGGCUACGAGCGCUGGGUCGUCUACGUGGGAGAUGGCUAUGCGGUCCAUCUGGCUCCCUUGGGUAAGGAUAUGCUCCCUCUCCCUUUUUUUCUUUUUUUACCUGGAGAGCCGGCAGGAAGCCCUGCCUCCUGGUGGUGGAGGAAAGUUGUGAAGAGGUGCUCGGGAAGAGCCCCGGUGCAGGGCUUAGCCCGGUGCCCAACCAACCUCUCUUUCCUUCUGGACAACGUUGAGCUGAGCAAGUGUGGACACUUGCCCGGCCCCAUCCCUUCGGUCUGUAAAUGCUGCUGCUGGAAUGACGUGGUCGGGAGAGACAGGUACCACGUCAACAACAAACACGAUGACAAGUACUCGCCGCUGCCUCCCAGCAAAAUCGUCCAGCGGGCGGAGCAGCUGGUGGGCCAGGAGCUGCCCUACUCGCUGCCCUGUGAGAACUGCGAGCACUUUGCAAACGAGCUGCGCUACGGAGUCGCCCGCAGCGAUCAGAUCCCUGAUGCGGUCAAGACCAUACAAGCGGCUCUCCUGGCUGCCACGGUCUUCGUGAGGAUUCUGUGGGCCAGAAGCAAGCGGAAAAAACAAUGAGCUGAACGGAACUGUCCUCCGGGUAUCCGGUGACUAUGGAGCAAACGUGGCCUGGCCAGCAGCCGUGGCGUUUGGUUUAUUGACUUCAUUCUGUUUCGUGACCCUUGAGGCCUGUUUUAGCAAAGCUAAAUGAAAGC
Messenger RNA from Acinonyx jubatus (cheetah), 1064 nucleotides. Its product is annotated as phospholipase A and acyltransferase 2-like. The record is from RefSeq and is a predicted model, not a curated record. The transcript has 4 exons. Lineage: Eukaryota; Metazoa; Chordata; Mammalia; Carnivora; Felidae. Gene Ontology annotation, biological process: N-acylphosphatidylethanolamine metabolic process. Gene Ontology annotation, molecular function: A2-type glycerophospholipase activity; glycerophospholipid phospholipase A1 activity. The annotation marks the transcript as partial. Gene Ontology annotation, cellular component: cytoplasm.